AUGUCUUCAUCGAACUCUAGUUCUUUCACUAUUCCCAGCUUUAUGAUUCCGGGGUGGUCCGAAGGGAAAUACCCUGGAUCCGCAUGUGGGAAAUGGAAGAGCGCCCGAUGGAUAGUAGUUCCGCGUGGGGGAGAUACCCGUGGGGGCCUCGAGCUGGUCUCCUACCACUGGGGUCAUUACGCGCCCACCUUGGCCCGACUCCACCGGGAGGGGAGGGAACGGGCGCGGAAGCUCCUGGAUCCCGAUUUCUGGCAGACCUCCCCUUGGAACGACUGGAAGCCGACUGCCACCUUGGCCAUGGUCUACCUGGAGCAGGCCUUGGCGGCCCUGGGCGAUCCGCAGAUUGAGGCAACUAUCCGUGCUAUGAUCCGGAAGUACGUAGGUGCCGCCGCCGUCGCUCGGAUGGACACCGAUAACACCCAGCAACCGCGCCAUCCCACCCCGUUCAAACAUGGCCACGAGUGCCAGGUCUGUUGCCGCCCGCUGGGGGACAAUCUUCAGGCUAUCUUCUGGUGCAAGCGAUACUGUGGCUACGCCGCCCAUGCCGUCUGUAUCCGCAAGUGGUGUCGGGGACGGGCGAGCCCUGUGGCCCCGAGGGCCACCCCCGAUGACGAGUGUCGCUGCCGUCGCAGAAGGCGUAAUGACGCCGAUCGCCAGGCGUUCCUCGCCGUUCCUCCAAAUGUGCAGCGCCAGAUCUCUCAGUGCCUGCGCGAGCAGCCUCGCCAGCCCCUUGAGUGGCAUAGUUUGUAUUAG
This is a messenger RNA of Aspergillus aculeatus ATCC 16872, 753 nucleotides long. RefSeq lists its product as uncharacterized. Lineage: Eukaryota; Fungi; Ascomycota; Eurotiomycetes; Eurotiales; Aspergillaceae. The record is from RefSeq and is a predicted model, not a curated record. Bases 1 to 753 code for a protein of 250 amino acids. The transcript is spliced from 3 exons.